Molecule: messenger RNA, 430 nt
Organism: Melanotaenia boesemani (Boeseman's rainbowfish)
Lineage: Eukaryota; Metazoa; Chordata; Actinopteri; Atheriniformes; Melanotaeniidae
Product: nuclear distribution protein nudE-like 1-B
Exons: 4
Coding region: 149-430 (93 amino acids)
Biological process (GO): chromosome segregation; regulation of neuron projection development; establishment of mitotic spindle orientation
Cellular component (GO): centrosome; kinesin complex; kinetochore
Molecular function (GO): microtubule binding
Source: RefSeq, a predicted model, not a curated record
UGGGUGUGUUUUCCUUUAAAUGCCCGCUGAGCAGCCGAGCGGAGAUCAUCCGACAGCAGAGAGGACGCUCGGCCUCAGCAGCUCAGAUCAGCGCGCACGAUGGACUGAUAAACAUCCCCGUUGGAGGCCAUGAUCGGAUUUGUCUGCUAUGGAAAUGGAUAUGAUACCUAAGUUCUCCUCAAAAGAUGAGGAGAUUGACUUCUGGAAGGCUCUUUCCUUCAAAUACAAGAAAGGCUGCGAGGAGGCUCAGGAGGAGCUGCUGGAGUUUCAGGAGGGGAGCAGGGAGCUGGAGGCUGAACUGGAGGCCCAGCUAGGCCAGGCUGAACAUCGCAUCAGGGACCUGCACUCUGAGAACCAAAGACUCAAGAAUGAGGCUGAAACACUCAAGAUAAGCACCAAGACCCACAUUGAGUGGCUUUGUUUGGUGUAG